AUGGUCCCUAAUGAAGAACUUCAGUACCUGGGAAUAAUCCAGUUACUUCUCCAUUUUGGAUGGAAAUUCAUAGGUUUCAUCACAAUGGAUAACGAAGGUGGAGAGCACUUUUUGCGGACCUUGGAGGCACUGUUUUCUCAGAAUGGAAUCUGUUCAGCAUUCAGUGAAAUUAUUCCAAAACAUAUUGCUCUUAUUAGCACGCAGGAAAUGUUGGAUCUCUAUCUCAAUAAUCUUCCUUCUUUCAUGACAAGCAGAGCCAAUGUAGUCAUCAUAUAUGGAGAAACAACGUCCAUUGCAUGGCUGAUAGGUAUUCUGUGGAUAAGAAUGUUGACCUCUGAAACAAGUGCUGAAUAUGAGGAAAUGAGAUCUGUCGGAAAAGUCUGGAUUUUGACAGCUCAAACUGAGGUCACAUUAUCUAUCUUUACCAAGGCGUUUGAUAUGCACAUGCUCCAUGGUGCUCUUGCCUUCACAAUUCACUCAAAGAAAGUUGUAGGCUUUCAAGAAUUUAUUCAGACCAUCCACCCUUCAGCAGCAGAAGGAAAUGGUUUUAUCAAAGAUUUCUGGGAGCAAGUAUUUGACUGUUCCUUUCAAAAGUCCAGGGACCAAACAGAAUUAAUGGAAUCCUGUACUGGGAAUGAACGUCUGGACAGUGCACUUGCACCUAUUUUUGAAAUGAGCAUGACUGGCCACAGCUACAGCAUCUAUAAUGCUGUGCAUGCUCUGGUGCAUGCUUUUCAAACCAUGUACAAACUGAGGUCCAAUACCAGAGGAAUGGAAGUUGUGGACAGAAUGUCCCCUCAUGCUGUGGAAACUUGGAAGCUUCACACUUUUUUCCAAAGGAUCUCAUUCAACAACAGUGCUGGAGAUGAAAUCAUCUUCAAUGAACAUGGAGAAUUAGUAGCUGGAUUUGAUAUUUCUAAUUUGGUCACUUUCCCAAAUAACUCCUACAUCAGAGACAAAGUGGGAAGGCUGGAUCCACGGUUUCCUCAUGGUGCCAUCUUAACCAUUAAUGAGGAGAGAAUCCAGUGGCAUAAAGUCUUCAUUCAGUUGCCUCCCUUCUCUCUGUGUAAUGACAAGUGCCAUCGUGGUUAUAGCAAGAAAAAGAAGGAGGGCGAGAAAUUUUGCUGCUACGAUUGUGAACCAUGUUCGGAAGGGAAGAUCGCAAAUGAGGAGGAUACUGAUCGUUGUGUUAGCUGCCCAGAAGACCAAUAUUCAAACAAGGGUAGAGUUCACUGCAUACCCAAAGUUCUGGCUUUCCUUUCUUUUGAAGAACCUCUGGGCCUAAGUUUAGCUUGCUUGGCUUUUUUCCUUUCUCAGGUCACAGUUCUAAUGCUUGGAAUAUUCAUAAAACAACGUGACACACCCAUUGUCAAAGCCAACAACAAGACCCUCACCUAUAUUCUCCUCAUCUCCCUCCUCCUUUGUUUCCUCUGUGCUUUGCUCUUCAUUGGAAAGCCCAGUAAAGUAAACUGUCUUCUUCGGCAAACUGCAUUUGGCAUCAUCUUUUCCAUCGCUGUUUCUUCGGUUUUGGCAAAGACCAUAACAGUCAUUAUGGUUUUCAUGGCCUCCAAGCCAGGAAACAUUUUUCGAACAUCGAUGGGGAAAAGAUUAGCACAUUCAAUCAUGUCGUUCUGCUCCCUUAUUCAAAUAGGUAUAUGUGUGGUGUGGCUGAGCACUGCUCCUCCAUUCCCAGAUCUCGACAUGCACUCCGUGUUUGGAAAAAUUAUCUUGGUAUGCAAUGAAGGCUCUUUUAUCAUGUUUUAUUGUGUUUUGGGCUACAUGGGCUUCUUGGCCAUGGUCAGUUUUACUGUGGCCUUCUUGGCCAGGAGGUUACCUGACAGUUUUAAUGAAGCCAAGUUCAUCACCUUCAGCAUGUUGGUCUUCUGCAGUGUUUGGUUGUCCUUUAUUCCAACCUACCUGAGCUCUAGUGGAAAAUACACGGUGGCCGUUGAGAUCUUCUCCAUCUUGGCUUCCAGUGCUGGGUUACUGGGCUGCAUCUUCUUCCCCAAGUGCUACAUCAUUGUCAUGAGACCUGAUUUGAACAAAAAGGCUCAGCUAAAUAGAAGAAGGAUUGAAUGA
This is a messenger RNA of Elgaria multicarinata webbii, 2079 nucleotides long. RefSeq names its product vomeronasal type-2 receptor 26-like. Gene Ontology annotation, biological process: G protein-coupled receptor signaling pathway. The transcript is spliced from 4 exons. The record is from RefSeq and is a predicted model, not a curated record. The coding region runs from base 1 to 2079 and encodes 692 amino acids. Gene Ontology annotation, molecular function: G protein-coupled receptor activity. NCBI's taxonomy places the organism in Eukaryota, Metazoa, Chordata, Lepidosauria, Squamata, Anguidae. Gene Ontology annotation, cellular component: plasma membrane.